GAGAUCACCCGCCUGGACCCGAAGUACAUGAUCGAGAUGGCCGAGUCACGUGGUCUGUUCGGCUCGAAGGGUGGCGCAGGAGAGGGGGGUGAGGGUGGAAACGCAGCUCGCCGCAGGGAGCAGAGACGCAAGGCGGCUGCGGCUCAGCGAUUGCAGCGCUCUCGCUCCGACUCGGCUGAUCCCAGCAGCAAAUCCAAGAUUAAAGUGGAACUGGACCGCAUAGCCGCGCCGACGCACGCGUCAAUGGUGCGCGACGUUCGUUUGCCGAGUGGAGCGAGUCUGGAGUGUGCACGCCACAAACUGCACUUGAGUGGUCCUCGACCACGCAGCGAUUCACGGGCCCGUGUCUGGUGGACUCAACUAGCUGAUCACGUGCUGGAUCUCAUCAGAGAUCACGCGACCUGUCUGCGGACAGUCUGCCGACUGAUCUGCCGCGUCUGCGCCUCAGGCGGUCACGUCUGCGGCCCCUAG
This is a messenger RNA of Nilaparvata lugens (brown planthopper), 471 nucleotides long. RefSeq lists its product as uncharacterized. The annotation marks the transcript as partial. NCBI's taxonomy places the organism in Eukaryota, Metazoa, Arthropoda, Insecta, Hemiptera, Delphacidae. The transcript has 2 exons. The record is from RefSeq and is a predicted model, not a curated record.